Molecule: messenger RNA, 1308 nt
Organism: Fonsecaea multimorphosa CBS 102226
Lineage: Eukaryota; Fungi; Ascomycota; Eurotiomycetes; Chaetothyriales; Herpotrichiellaceae
Exons: 1
Coding region: 1-1308 (435 amino acids)
Molecular function (GO): oxidoreductase activity
Source: RefSeq, a predicted model, not a curated record
AUGGCGACCUCGUCCGCGCACACUACCCCCACUGUAGGAAUCCUGUCCAUCGGGGACAUGGGCAUGGGGGUUGCCCGGCUGCUCCGCCAUCACGAUCAUACGGUCUAUACGGUGGCUCAGGGCAGAAGGCAAGUUCCUUCAGAUCUCCGUCCCGAUGACAUUGAACUCUUUGCUGAGCGGUUGCCUUCAAGCCAGCAUACCCUUGACCGCAUCGAGUCCUCGCAGAUCACCACCUUGGAGUCGGAUGAACAACUCGUGGCGGAGGCGGACAUCAUCCUGAGCAUCGUGCCUCCUCGCGACGCCGUAGCCACGGCUCGACGGGCGCUGGAGGCCUGCCGCUCGCAGACGGCCAUCAAGAGGCGCAGCGAACGACGAGGCACGGCAGCCGUGUCGCAGGCCCCAAGUCUCACGUACAUCGACUUGAACGCCAUCAGUCCCAAAACCGCCCGGUCCAUCGCCGCCAUGUUCGCAACGCCGAUGUCUCCUGCAUCGCCCCGAAAACUGUCCAUCUCACGCACCUUCUCGUUCAGCCCGAGGAGGGAAUCUGAACCAGAGUUGGAUCCCAUUUCGGUUGACUUCCUCGACGGCGGCAUCAUCGGGGGGCCUCCCUCCCUUAAACAGGACAACCAGACCUGGAAAAAACCGUCAGUCGUCAUUUCCGGGCCCAAGCACGCCGAACUCCUGACUCCCGCGUUCAUCGAUCUGUUGAACAUGAGAAUUCUCGGCCCCAAGAUCGGCACGGCCUCGGCCUUGAAGUCCUGCUUCGCCUCCCUGACCAAGGGCAUGACGGCGCUGUCCAUCUUGUCAUUCACCACCGCCCACACGUGCGGCGUGCUCAAGGAACUCCAGGCCCACCUACAAGAGUUCAGCCCGCAACUGCUGGCGGCCGCUCAGGGAGGCUUGGUGAGCAUGCCGCCCAAGGCGUACCGCUGGGUGGAAGAAAUGCGCCAGAUUAAUGAGACUUUCGCCGAGGAGGGCGGAUUCACCAACGCCGUUCUGUCCUCCAACGCGCCCGGCAACGGCAACGGUAACGAGCAUGACCAUCAACAUAAAUCCCCCAACAGUGUGGUCAUCGCCACCAGCAACGGAAAGCACGUGUCCGGCGUGUUUGAAGGCAUCGCCGAGGUGUACAACCUGGUCGCCAACGACACGAUCCUCGGCGAAGAACGAGUCGAGCGUCGCAAAAGAGGCACCAACCCGGAAGACGUGGCCGAGUGCAUGAGGGAUGGCAUUGCGAGGAAGAAAAGAAAGUUGGCAGGCGAGGAGUCAGAGCUGGAGGCCGCCUGGAGGGGGAGUUGGGGUGCCUAA